Messenger RNA from Neurospora tetraspora, 2030 nucleotides. RefSeq lists its product as uncharacterized. Lineage: Eukaryota; Fungi; Ascomycota; Sordariomycetes; Sordariales; Sordariaceae. Gene Ontology annotation, cellular component: endoplasmic reticulum. The coding region runs from base 121 to 1611 and encodes 496 amino acids. Gene Ontology annotation, biological process: peptidyl-proline hydroxylation to 4-hydroxy-L-proline. The record is from RefSeq and is a predicted model, not a curated record. The transcript has a single exon. Gene Ontology annotation, molecular function: L-ascorbic acid binding; iron ion binding; procollagen-proline 4-dioxygenase activity.
UCUGCCACUAACCACCCACCAACCGAAAAUUCACUUGUUCCCAUCGACUCUCGACAACGCUUCGACCGCCAGCGACUCACCAUACACCUACGUUACUCCGAGUCGUCCACGAAGCCCAACAUGUCCAAGUCCAAGAAGACGGCGGCCAAGCGCAAGCAGAAUGUCGAAUCGACCGAGGCGUCGGCCAAGCGAGUAAAGACGGCCGCCGGCGCCCUGCCCUCCCCUCCAGCCGAAUCCGGACCCGAGGUCGACCGAUUCGAACCCAAGAGCAUCACGACAGUAGUUUCGGAGGAGGAAUUGGAAGUCACAGUCGACACCCUUCGCACAUUGGCCGAGAAUCCUGCCAUAAUCAAGUCCAAGGCGUGCAAGGAACUGCGCUCUGUCGUCUAUGACUUCAGACAGGCCUGCACCACGGGCAUCAACUCCAGUUCCGACGCCAACCUUACCGCAAAGGUCUCGGGCUUCCUGGCCGACGGCAAGUUUGUCGAUGCCCUUGUUACACUGGCCGAGAUGCGCAUUCGUGGCGACAUCCCCAGGCUAGGCGCCUUGUGCCGCUGGGUCAGAGACCUUGACAUCACUAGCGGCCUGUCGCAGACCGAAACUACCAACAGACAAAGUCGACCCGAGCUUCUCAAGAUCAUGGACGCCAUUCUGAGAGCCACCGGACAGCCGAUUGAUGCUUCUGGACUUGGGGACUCGUCAUCAACAACAUGGACAGGGCCCAUUGCGCUUCAGAACAUGUGGGAUAUUCGAGAGCCAUCAACAACCCCAUUUCCCAUGCGGCAAUCUGUUCUAGACGGCACAUUAUUCUCGGUAUGCCCACCGAAUGUCAAAGACCUGUUUAACGCCAUCGAGACCACUCCCGGUCCUCAACGAAAGCCACCCAACCUCCACCCGGCUGUCCUUCACCUCAGCAACGAAGGUGCCGUCCCGCUAUCUCCCACUUCCCCGACCAUCACCAAGCACCAACACCCCAUCGUUCCCUCCCUAUCUAUCCUAAAGGACGUACUCUCGCCUGCCGAGUGCAAGUCCAUCAUCGCUGCCACCGAGUCUGUCGGCUACCUCCCCGACGCACCCAUCAAGGAAGACGGUUCCGAGUCCAGCAUCCUCGCCCACAACGUCUACUGGAUCGUCGAUCAAACCUUCCACGACGCCCUCUGGGAGCGGGUCCGCCCUUUCAUGCCCACUCACGAUGCGGGCAGGAAGGCGCGGGGUAUCAACCGUCGCUUCAGGGUCUACCGCUACGUCCCCGGAGCCGAGUAUCGCUGCCACUUUGACGGCGCCUGGCCUCCCUCUGGCAUUCACCCUACGACGGGCAAGUACAUGUACGAUGCCUCGCCGGCGGACAAGAAGCAGUCGAGCCUGUUCACCUUCCUCAUGUACUUGAAUGACGAGUUCGAGGGCGGCGAGACGACCUUCUUUACUCCGAGCGUACGUGACGGUGUCAUGAAUGCUCAUCCGGUGAGGCCGGUUAUGGGCUCGGUGGCGGUGUUCCCCCAUGGCGAGAACCAUGGUGCGCUGUUGCAUGAGGGCACUGGUGUUAGGAAGGGCGCCAAGUAUAUCAUUAGGACGGAUGUGGAAUUCGAUGUCGAUGCUGGACGGGAGGACUAAUGUGUUUGACAUGACCUUGCUAUGGGCUAUGUAUUUAUCCGAAGGUUCAAUAUACCGUCUACCGUUACCAUACGCUAUCAACCGACUACAGCUUAAAGUCCCUUUGGCCCACGUCUUAAAGGAAUCGAGAUGCUUCGCUAGACACUAUAACUUGGUCUAUACAUCAGAAAACUCAUGUAACCAACCCUUCGCUUUCUCGCUCCUCCUCGACCUCAGGGAUUCUGCUCACAUCGGACGACAGUCAGUCAGUCUUUAGACCAGAGUUAAACUCUGGAGGCCACUCCGCAAGCUGUGAAGGCCACUCAUGCUCCGCACGACACUCAGUCUCUCCGAUGUCCGAUUCCGUAGGAGUCAACACCACUUCAUCGUCACUAGAGGUAUCAUCGUCAUCGUCAGCGUUAUUGCCACCCUCCCGCGUC